Messenger RNA from Trichoderma virens Gv29-8, 1515 nucleotides. RefSeq lists its product as uncharacterized. Bases 1 to 1515 code for a protein of 504 amino acids. Lineage: Eukaryota; Fungi; Ascomycota; Sordariomycetes; Hypocreales; Hypocreaceae. Gene Ontology annotation, molecular function: protein arginine N5-methyltransferase activity. The transcript has a single exon. Gene Ontology annotation, biological process: peptidyl-arginine methylation. The record is from RefSeq and is a predicted model, not a curated record. Gene Ontology annotation, cellular component: nucleus; cytoplasm.
AUGCCGUCACCCAUUGACGACUCCCUCCAGGCCAGGGUCUCCCCCGAGUGCCCCCAGGAGACUCGCGAUGUCCUCUAUCACGCCUGGGGCCACGACCUGAGCGGCCUGAAGAAGCUUCUCGACGACCGCAGCAAGGCCAGCCUCCAAGACCCCAAAACCGGCGAGACCCCGCUUCAUGCUGCGAUCCGCGCCUGUGGCCAGGCCGACGAACCGAACGGCGGGGAAGAUGAGGGCGAGGACGGGUGUGUGGAGGAGGCUCGUGAGGUUGUGAACCAGCUCUUCUUCUCCGGCGCCAUCUGGAACGAUGUCGAUGCCAACAAUGAGACCCCCGCUUGUGUCGCCUACCGUCUGGGCCGAAAGACCCUGUAUAACCUCUGCGUCGAUGCUGGCGUUCGCGCGGAGAUUCUCCUUGCCUUGAUGGACGGCUAUGAGGAGCUCUCCUCCGGCGGAGACGACGAUGAUAACGACGAGGACGAGACUAUGCAAGAGCAAGAGCAAGAUGCCGCUGCUAACGAAGCAAAGGCUCAAGACGGUGACGGCGAAGUCGUCGAAGCGGCAGAACCCCUCAAAUUCGUCCCUCCCGACGCCAAUGAGAAGCCCGUCACGAGCGAAGAGUACCUGCAGUCGGACCUCACCUACGACGACAACAAGCUCCUCGACUCGGACCUCAAUGGCGUCAUGAUGGCCUGGGAAACGGACAUUAUGCGCCGCUCCGUCGCCGCGCUCAUCCCCGACGCACAACCCGGCAAGCGUGUUCUCAACAUUGGCUUUGGUAUGGGCAUCAUCGACGGCAUGUUUGCAGAGCUCAAGCCGUCAAAGCACCACAUUAUUGAGGCACACCCAGCCGUCUUGAAGCACAUCUCCAGUCCAGAGUCCAAGUUCGGGGCUGCGUGGGAGAAGAGCGGACCUGAGGAGGGUGCUUACAAGGUCUUUGGCGGCAAGUGGCAGGAAGUCGUUCUCCAGCUCCUUGAACAGGGCGAGCUCUAUGAUGCCAUCUACUUUGAUACCUUUGGAGAGGACUAUUCACAGCUUCGUAUGUUCUUCAUGGAAUACGUCCCCGCGUUGUUAGAUCAGGAAGGACGCUUCAGUUUCUUUAACGGACUUGGCGCAGACCGGAGAGUGUGUUACGAUGUAUACACCAAAGUGGUAGAGAUGCACUGUGCCGAUGCGGGCUUAGACGUGGAAUGGGAGGAGAGCGACGUUGACAUGGCGAAGCUCAACGAAGACGGCGAAGGAGAGUGGGAGGGAGUUCGACGACGAUACUGGACACUAGACAGUAGGUCUCCCAGCCCUAGCAGUAUAUGCACGUACGGAAUGACUAACAAUAGACAGAGUAUCGACUGCCAGUGUGCACUUUCAUGGGUUAACGCGAACAAGAUAGACUUCAAUCAAAUACCCCAGGCGCAAUGCUUGCUGAGAAUCAUGACAAAGAGAAAUACUUCUAAUUUAGUCUUCUUUUCUGUUGAUGAUCCUUUAGGUACCUCGGGCUCAGACAAACAUGACACGAUUAUAUGA